GUGAAUUCAAACGAUGAUCUCUCCACAUGACAACUUACAAAAUCUUCACACAGUCGACAUCCUGUUAUCCCCAAUCCCCCCUUUCCGAUGAUUCCAUAACUGCGCCUUCAGAUUCACGCCUCGGCGCAUAGAAAUGGUUAAUCCAGAGCUCUUCAGCUUCAACCAUCCCUCGGCAGAGCCGCAAUGCCUGAGAAGCUAAAGGCUCCAUCUCUCCAGCAAUCGCAUGCCCAAAACCUUCGAGAUGGCGCGCUCCGAAGGCUCUCGAGAUCACCGCAUCCCUACUUCCGACAGAAAUUCGAGUUAGCACAUCUCUCCGAGGGGUUCCCCUUGACCACCCCGCCAACACAGUCCCAGUCGCGCUCAACACGCCCGGAAGACGGGGAUGAGCAGGAUGGCUCAAGAACGCAGUCCCGGAACUACCGGGAGUCUACGAACAGCGAGAGUGGGACAGAGGCAGACGAUGAACAUUUUUUGAAGGGUCUCCCUGCACCGAAGCUACGUCCGCACAAAGGUCUUAGGGGGCUAGAGGGGAGUCUGUCCAGCUCGCCGAGCCCGCUAAUGUCACCCGCCAUACUUGAUGAAGAUCCUGCGAAGAUACGGAAUUAUCUGCGGAGGUCAUCGGCUACGGUUUUGGAUGAAGGAGAUGUGCGGAGAGCGGCGGAGAAGCUACGGCAGAAACGGAAGGUGGAAGUCUUGAGACGAGCUACGGAGGGUGCAAUAUUGUUCUUGGUGGGCUCGAUAUUGUGUUGCGACUUGGACGUGCGGAAACUCCUACGCUUGUGGAGGAGAGAAUUUGUUUGUCAAGCUUUGAUCAUAUCAUCCCUUGUUGCCAUAUACCCUCUACGAUUAUUAAGACAUCUCAACCCGUCACGGCCAUGGAAAAGGCCUUUUCCACUGGCCCUCCCGGCUUCCUUCGAUGCUGCGCCUUUGCUUUAUCCACCAAGUCUGACAAUGCUCGUUUCGAUGGUCCUCUCCAAAAUAACUCCCAUUGGACUUUUACCAAGCAUUAUUCUGGGCAUAUCCACUCUUCCGAGACAUUUGAUCCCUUCUACUGGAGGAAUAGGAGGCUCCAACACCACGCAUUGGUUUCUCUCCUGUAUCCCACUUCUAGUACCCAAAACUUUGGCCACAUCAAAGGUCAUUCACGACACACAAGAGCAAAAUAUUGCAUUGGCUCCUGAGAGCUUAGUUCUCCUUCAACCAUUACAUCAGGCACUAUGCGUGACUUUGAACUAUCUGACUACGACCAGUCUUCUUCCAGCAGAGUUACAACUUCUCUCAGUGUCUUUGAUUGAAUUGCUACUUCUAGCUUCAUCUCCACAAAAUACCAUUUUGAAAGCACUCCUUUGGGGUGGUGGAAUCGGUGUUCUAAUCAGCUGUGGCCAUGUGCUCAGAUGGGGAAUUGCACUGGCCAGGGUACCGAAAUGGCGCUUCAGGCGAGCCGGAGAAGUUUCGAAGGGGAAGGGGAUAAUAUUUACGCUGAAGCCGCUUUCGUUAAUGCUUGGGGCCUCGGUAUACGUCAAAGAUCCUAUUGUGGCGGAUACAAGUAGCGAUGAGGAGGAUGUUACGGAAUUGCUUGCAGCAUCGCCAAAGCUCAAGCUCAAUACCUCGAUGCCUUCCCCACAGACUGCAGAGCCGGAAUCUGUGUCGGCCAUUGAGCCCAAAACGAAGACGAACUCCCUUUUUAUGAACGGCUCGGCCAGAAUGGGUGGGGAUCGAAGCUUUUCAGCCAGCCGGAGACAUACACUACCUACUCUAAAUUUCCUUCCUACAAGGUCGAGCAAGAGGACUCCGUCGGGACGCAGGAAAAGAGCUAGUUCAUCGAGCGUUCGGGCUUUCUCUUCUCUCACCCAAAAACAAGCCACGAUACGAAAAUGGCUUUACGCAAUAUAUGUAUACAUCUGUGUAGUGGCUAUCAUUCUAGUCGCUAUCAGAGAAUACGUGGGAAAUAUAGCAUUGAAUGGAAAUGAACCGGUUGGGUGGGCUCUGGGAUAUCUAUUCGGAGAUCUGCCAUGGUUCAGAAUGGAAGUCGUUAGUUACAGUCUCCAACGAUGGAUUUGUCUGCCACCAAGGAGUGGCUUGGAGUAUGAAGAAUCAUGCUACCUUGGAUGGGUGGAGCACUUACGACACGCAUCUUUUGGAGAAGCGAACACUCGAUUGAUAUUAUGUGCCUACUGGCUGGCAAUCAUUAUCGUCGGUCUGGCGAUCGUCUUCCAGCUAUCCGCUGUCUACGAAGUCGACACGAGACGAAAAGUCUUCCAUUUCAUGAUGGUAGCAAUGUUACUUCCGGCAACCUACGUGGACCCCACCUUCGCAGCCCUAGCAUUGAGCCUGAUGCUCGCAAUCUUCCUCCUGCUCGAUCUAUUCCGAGCCUCUCAGCUUCCACCACUGUCCAAAUCCUUGGCAUAUUUCUUAACCCCUUAUGUGGACGGGAGAGAUCUCAAGGGACCGGUAGUAAUAUCCCACAUUUUCCUCCUUAUUGGUUGCGCGAUUCCGCUCUGGCUUUCUCUCGGCUCGCUCCCCAGAAGUGGCAAAGGGUACCUUGAAGGCUGGGAAGUCCCAACGAGGGAAGUCAGCAUGGUGUCCGGCGUCAUCUGCGUCGGUAUGGGCGACGCAGCAGCAUCGUUAAUCGGCCGUCGCUACGGCCGCCACAAAUGGAUCUGGGGAGGCGGGAAAAGCAUUGAAGGCAGCUUGGCGUUUGCUACUGCCGUGGCACUGGCGUUACUUAUGGCAAAGGCGUGGCUUAGAAUCGGUGGGUGGCCCGCUAAUAACGAGGAUUCUUGGGGAAGAACGAUGGGGAAGGCGGGCUUUGCGGCAGGAGUCGCGAGCUUGACGGAGGCAGUGUUGACGGGUGGGAAUGAUAAUGUGGUUGUUCCUGUCAUACUGUGGCUUUGUGUUAAAGGGUUAGAUAUUUAGAACAGGAUAUUGAUGGGAUAUAGAAUCAUAUCUCGAGAAGUUACAACGUUUCGAGAGAGAGAGAGAGGUGGUCGUUUUGGCCGACUUGGCUUGCUACUACCCGCGAAGUCUCUCGGGUAGAUAAUCGCAGUGGAAGAUCCAGGAUAUCACGAAGGUUUUACUCUUUGUCCUGAAUAGUAUUAGGACAUUUUACGGACGCAGUAUGAAAUAGCUUUGCCUCAUCCUUUCGACUUUGUUCUGAGAAGAUCGGAUGAAAAGAAUCUCGCUUCGCUAUACCUUUACUCUACAUCUGAACUGACGGUUUUGGAGUGUUGGUUUUCAACGGAUACGGUCUUCGGUAGCAAUGCCAGAAGUUUGCAAAUCCCAAGGCGUGUAUCAC
Molecule: messenger RNA, 3295 nt
Organism: Hyaloscypha bicolor E
Lineage: Eukaryota; Fungi; Ascomycota; Leotiomycetes; Helotiales; Hyaloscyphaceae
Exons: 2
Coding region: 184-2916 (910 amino acids)
Biological process (GO): dolichyl monophosphate biosynthetic process
Cellular component (GO): endoplasmic reticulum membrane
Molecular function (GO): dolichol kinase activity
Source: RefSeq, a predicted model, not a curated record